Molecule: messenger RNA, 1816 nt
Organism: Aricia agestis (brown argus)
Lineage: Eukaryota; Metazoa; Arthropoda; Insecta; Lepidoptera; Lycaenidae
Gene: Osi17
Exons: 10
Coding region: 1-1788 (595 amino acids)
Source: RefSeq, a predicted model, not a curated record
AUGGCUGUAUUAAAGUGUAUAGUACUGAUUCUGGUGACAGUAGUGAGUGGUGACAAUGUUACUGAUGUCAAAGACGAAAUACCACAUAAGUUGAAAUUUCUAGAAGCAGUUGCAGGUAGGGGCUUCGGUGAUAUGUACAGUAACGGUACUUUUCGGACAGGGAAUUCGUUGUGGGAUAAUAUACUGAAUAAGUGCGCGUUGGAACCAUCGAUGAGUUGUUUGCAAAAGAACUUCUAUUCGUAUCUGGACGAGAGUCUAGAUUCCGGUGAAGUGAACGUAGGUGGUGUGUGUUUCAAGAAGAAUAAUGUGGAUAUGAACAAGUAUAGUAAGGAAGCGAAUAUCAUAUACUUGACGGGCGGGAAGAACGAAGAGAGAUCGUUGGAUGAAGAGAAUGAGAUACCAGAUGAUGAGGAAGCAGAAACGCCUUUAGAAGAGGUCACGGAUGCCCUCUACGGCAAAGGUGUGAAGUUCCUCAUGACACACGACAUGAAACUGACACUACCUAAUAUGAUGUUCGAUGGAGCGACGGUCAAGGUGUCACCCAGGGCGCUGACGAAGACCGGAGCUCUAGUACAUAUAGAACUACAACCAAAGAAAGAAGUGGAGACGGGGAGAAUAUUCUUCAAUAAGAUUAAGAAAUACCUCAAGAAGAAACUGGUGAUGGCAGCCCUGGCCAUCAUACUGGUCAUAAAGCUGAUAGCACUGAAGGUGGUGUUCAUCCUACCAAUAAUACUAGGAAUGACAACAGCCAAGAAGAUGUUCCUAAAACUCCUACUGUUCCUGUUCCCGGCCCUCAGUCAUAUAUUCAAACUCUGCUCAUGGUACCACCAGAACUAUCACACGACGAAGUAUCAUCAUCACCAUCAUCUGAUUACUCAUCAUAAGCCUCAUCAUCACUCGCACCAUCCGGCGCCAGUAUACGGUCCUCCACAUGGGCAGCACGUUCAGCACGGUCAGGCAUAUGUAAAGCACGUUGACAAUGGAGCACCAGCCUUCGAACAUUACCCUCAGGAUUGGGAGCUGAGCGGACCUGGGUUAGGACCUGAAUACAUAUCGGACAUACACCGCAAUGCAAUCGCCAGUUUCAAGCCGCAAGAGGCUGACAUGAAUGACAUCAACGCUUGGGGCCUUGGUCUACCACCAGGUCCAGCUGUCAACGUUGGUGAAUAUGCCAGCGCUAACACCAUCAACGCGAACGUGGCAGCACCACCUGCCAACAGCAAAUCAUCCAGUAAUAUUGGAAGACCACAAGGACCUCCGAACCCUUACUAUCGAAAGAAAUUGUCACGAGAUCCGGCACAAGCAGAGAAAGAUGCUUUGAUCCGAGCAGCGGCGCUAGCGGCUAAAGCACCUCCGUCUGCAGUCAGAGACGAGUUGCUGAGAGUAUCAGCGGCCAAGUUGUCGGAGACCAACCGAGUGCAGCUCGAGACGAACCUGGUGAGGCAGCAGCAGGAGAUAUUGGCUGCUACGGAUCCGGACUCCAUAGCAGCUGAGAAGUUCUACGGCACUCUCAUAGAGAAGGUGGACGCUAUACUCAACUCUAUCGGCGUCUCCGAGCCGGGGUGUAGGGAGAGAGCCAUCUGCGCGCUAUACAAGGACCCCUUCAAGCACUCGCCAUAUAGCAAUCUAGUCUCGAACGAGCUGAGCAAGGACUCCUCCGAGUUAGUUCCACCAGCUGAAAGCAAGAUGGCGUUACGCUACUACAAAUACGUCACCGCCGCUAGAGAGGGACAGGAGAACAAGGACUGUCACUCUCUCUAUCCGCACUGUAUUACGGAUGGUGCCUAAAUAGUUUUGCUGAAAGACUGCACUUUAA